Molecule: messenger RNA, 2783 nt
Organism: Trichogramma pretiosum
Lineage: Eukaryota; Metazoa; Arthropoda; Insecta; Hymenoptera; Trichogrammatidae
Gene: Shaw
Product: potassium voltage-gated channel protein Shaw
Exons: 5
Coding region: 516-2120 (534 amino acids)
Biological process (GO): potassium ion transmembrane transport; protein homooligomerization
Cellular component (GO): voltage-gated potassium channel complex; axon; neuronal cell body membrane
Molecular function (GO): delayed rectifier potassium channel activity; protein binding
Source: RefSeq, a predicted model, not a curated record
UCGAACGCGCGCGCGGGUCCAGAAAAGUGCCGAUCGCGCGUGCGACAGAGUUGCUUGCCAAAGGCACGGGUGAUUACGAGAUGGGCAGCGAAUGCCAGUGCGUCCUUUGCCAGUAAAGUAAGUGAAGUGUGCUUCGAGCAGUGAUAUCAAUCGGCGAUAUCGUUCAAGAGUUCGUUUCGUCGCUUUUUCGCACGGCGACGUUGAUCGAAACACAUUCGUCAGAAUAGGAGUAAUGGCAAUGCAGGAGUAGUUUCUGCAUCGAGCAUGCCGGUUCAGCCGACACUGACAACAUGAACCGGCAGCUGUGCAAGCUCACAAGGGAUGCCGUCAGCGGGCUUUUACUCUUGGUCGAGAUAGGCUUCAACACGGGGCAGGUGGCGAGGCAAGCGAAGUCAAAAAAAGCGGUUGGUUCAUGCAUCAAUGUUGUGUUGACAAGGGGCUUAACCGAUCAGCAAGAGAAACGGUAGCAGAACCAGGCGCCGGUGCAACAGCAACAGCGGCAGCAAACUUAAAAGAUGAAUCUGCUAAACAUUGAUUCGGAAAAUCGUGUCGUACUGAACGUCGGUGGGGUACGACACGAAACGUACAGGGCUACGUUGAAGAAAAUUCCGGCUACCCGUCUGUCGCGUCUAACCGAGGCGCUGAGUAGCUACGAUCCGGUCCUCAAUGAGUAUUUCUUCGACCGGCACCCGGGAGUCUUCGCCCAAGUGCUCAAUUACUACCGAACUGGCAAGCUGCAUUACCCCACCGACGUUUGCGGGCCGCUCUUCGAGGAAGAGCUCGACUUUUGGGGCCUCGACUCGAAUCAGGUAGAGCCCUGCUGCUGGAUGACUUACACUCAGCAUCGAGACACACAAGAGACAUUGACCGUCUUGGACAGGCUGGAUCUGGACACGGAGAAGCCGAGUGAUGAAGAAAUUGCUCGCAAAUUUGGAUUCGAGGAAGCGUACUACAAGAAUCGGCUGACUCGAUGGCAGAAGCUCAAGCCGAAAAUGUGGUCCCUUUUCGAUGAACCUUACUCCUCAACUCCUGCUAAGGUCGUCGGGGUCAUCUCGGUGUUCUUCAUCUGCGUGAGCAUCAUGUCGUUCUGCCUGAAGACCCACCCGGACAUGCGGGUGCCGGUGAUCGCCGACAAGUCCUCGCAGCCGAGCAACAACGGCACGGACUCGUGGCACUUUGACCGGACGCUGACCAACGCCCACGACGCAUUCUUCUACAUCGAGUGCCUGUGCAACUUCUGGUUCAGCAUCGAGUUCCUCUGCAGGAUCACGGCCAGCCCGAAUUUGCUGCAGUUCAUCAAGAGCUCGGUCAACAUCAUCGACAUGAUAGCCACGAUGAGCUUCUACAUCGACCUGGCGCUGCAGCGCUUCGCCUCGCACCUCGAGAACGCCGACAUCCUCGAGUUCUUCAGCAUCAUCAGGAUCAUGAGACUGUUCAAGUUGACGCGACAUUCGAGUGGCCUUAAAAUCCUCAUCCAAACGUUCCGGGCCUCGGCCAAGGAGCUGACGCUCCUCGUGUUCUUCCUCAUCCUCGGCAUCGUCAUCUUCGCGAGUCUGGUCUAUUACGCAGAGCGCAUCCAGUACAAUCCGAAAAACGACUUCAAGAGCAUACCGCUCGGUUUAUGGUGGGCCCUGGUCACGAUGACCACGGUCGGUUACGGCGACAUGGUUCCCAAAACCUACAUCGGCAUGUUUGUCGGCGCAUUGUGCGCCCUGGCUGGUGUGCUCACGAUCGCCCUGCCGGUGCCCGUGAUCGUCAGCAACUUUGCGAUGUAUUACAGUCACACGCAGGCGCGAGCCAAGCUCCCGAAGAAGAGACGCCGAGUCCUCCCGGUGGAGCAACCUCGGGUACCUCGACCGCCCGGCCAGCCACCGGUGCCCGGCUCAGGCGGCAUGGGCCCCGGAACCGGCCCGCCCGGCGGCCACGGCCCCGGAUCGGCCGGUUUCGGCGGCCCCCCGGCCGCCCAGCCUGGCGCGCUUCCCCUCCGCAAUCAGCGGACCAACGCCAUGAAGCCCAAUCACCCCAAGGACCCAUUUGCUUCCAAGACGGAUAAGGAUCGCAAAGGUACAAAUGUGCGAACCAACGGGACCAAGGCAUCCGCUGUCAACGACAUGGCCUAACGACGCCAUUGCAAAUUACGCGCGCUCGGCACGCAACUCGCUGCUCUGCGCCGGCUCAAAAGCUCGAGAGGUCGCAAUCUCGCGAGCGAGACUAGCCCGUGGCAGUGGACGCGCACACGUCAAAGAAGCAAUGGACUAUUACUGCACACCUAAAGCGAUAUGCCGCGCAAAGAAGGGCCGUGCAGCCAGCCACACACUCUCGGGCCACCUCUCGGCCCUCUCUCGGCCCUCUCUCGGCAUUCGGCGCCCAGUAUUUAUACGUAUGUAAGACUGUGAAUAUAUGUAUUAAAUGCGCCCCGACGCGGCCGCUCAAAGCUCCUGACUCAGCGGCUGACAAUCUUUAAGUUUGUAUAUGGAAAAAGCUCGAAAGCGUGAGGUAGCUGAUGCUCCGUUUAAUAGUAUGUAUAAAAACAAACGUUGACUGAGACGGGACAUGCAGCUACAGCGCCAGUUUUGCGAGGACGACGACGAGAGAUCUUAUAUUCUAGCUAUUACGCACUUGAAAAAUAAUGAUCACAUUUAUAAAAAGUAUAUGCAUAUAUAAAUAAUAUAUAUUUGAUUAUUAUAAGGAAAAAUGACUAGGAGAGUCGAACAAGUAGUAGAGAAGGAGUGCCGAAGAUUAGGAAGAAGAAGAGCAGAAGGAAACGGGGGGCCAAAAGAGAG